CUCUCUCUCUCUCCAGUCUCUCUCCUGUCGUUCAGUCGGUAACAAGCUCCGCCCGCCUCUCGGUCUCCGUCGGUGUCUCUCGGCGCGUCUCGGUUCUCGUCGGCGCGUCUCUCCGGUGUCGGCGUGUCUCCGUCCGUCUACUUGCCGGUACCUGCCUCUCCCCCUCCUCCUCUCCUCCCCUCCGUCCCCCCGGUCCCGGUGCUCCCCCCUCUCGGUGCGGACAUGCUCCCGGGGCUCCGGAGAUGAGGCUCCGAAAUGUCUCCUUCCUGACGGUGUUGCUGUUCGGGCUGUGCGGGCUGGUCUCCCUGUCCUGGUACACCGCCUUCAGCAGCUCCAGAGGAGAUGUGGUGGACGUGUACCAGAGGGAGUUCCUGGCUCUGAGGGAACGUCUGCACUCGGCAGAACAGGAGAACCUGAGGAGGUCCAAAGAGCUGAACCUGGUUCUGGAGGAGAUCAAGAGGGCAAUCGCUGAAAAGCAGGCGCUGAGAGACAUAAACCGGACCUGGAGCAGCCUGUCAGAGGAGACCAGGUUGAAGCUGUGGAACGUCAGCAGCAGUAAAAGCGUCCUGCAGCUUCCCUCCAUCUUCCAUCAUCUUCCUCACCUGCUGAACCGGGAGGACAGCCUGCAGCCGGCCGUGCACCUGGGACAGGGACGCACCGGAGUCUCUAUAGUGAUGGGGGUUCCUAGUGUGAAGAGGGAGGUCCACUCCUACUUGACCGACACUCUCAGCUCGCUGAUGUCGGAGCUCAGUGCCACCGAGAAGGACGACUGCGUCAUCGUCGUCCUCAUCGCCGAGGCCGACCAGCAGUAUGCCAGCAGUGUAGCAGACAACCUGAAGCGCCUUUUUCCAGCAGAGAUCCAGUCCGGCCUGCUGGAGGUCGUCUCUCCAUCCGUCCACUUCUAUCCCGACUUCUCCAAACUCAGAGAGUCUUUUGGAGACCCAAAGGAGAGAGUGAGGUGGAGGACGAAGCAGAACCUGGACUACUGUUUCCUGAUGAUGUACGCUCAGACCAAGGGAACCUACUACGUCCAGCUGGAAGACGACAUUGUGGCCCGGCCCAACUACUUCACCACCAUGAAGAACUUUGCCCUGCAGCAGCCGUCUGAGGAGUGGAUGAUCCUGGAGUUCUCCCAGCUCGGCUUCAUCGGGAAGAUGUUCAAGUCUGUGGACCUGUCGCUCAUCGUGGAGUUCAUGCUGAUGUUCUACAAAGACAAGCCCAUCGACUGGCUGCUCGACCACAUCAUGUGGGUCAAAGUGUGCAACCCGGAGAAGGACGCGAAACACUGUGACCGGCAGAAAGCCAACCUGAGGAUUCGCUUCAAGCCGUCGCUCUUCCAGCACGUCGGGACUCAUUCGUCUCUGGCUGGGAAGAUCCAGAAGCUCAAGGACAAGGACUUCGGGAAGCAGACGCUCCAUAAAGGCCACGCCAACCCUCUGGCUGAGGUCACCACCAGCCUGAAGACCUACCAGCACUUCACCCUGGAGAAGGCCUACCUGGGGGAGGACUUCUUCUGGGCCUUCACCCCGGUGGCCGGAGACUUCAUCCGGAUACGAUUCUUUACGCCGGUCCGCGUCGAGAGGUUUUUCUUUCGCAGUGGAAACAUCGAGCAUCCGGGAGACAAACUGUUCAACACAUCGGUGGAGGUUCUGCCCUUUGAUAACAUCCAGGCAGAGAAAGAGGCUCUGACAGAAGGACGAGAGAAAACACCGAGAUACCACCGGACGGAAGACGGAUUCAUCAGGAUAGGAACGUUCCAGAACGGGAUCGCAGAGGGUGAGGUGGAUCCGUCCUUCGGUCCUCUGGAGGCCAUGCGUCUGUCCGUGGUGACCGACUCCCCGGUGUGGGUGAUCCUCAGCGAGAUCUUCAUAAAGAAAGCCGAGUGAAGCCCCUCUUCCCCCUCAGAUACCUCAGAUCCAACCGGAGGCUCGGUUCCUCCGGUGCUGCUCGGAUGGAUCCGGCCAUGGAGCCACAGCGCCGCCGCCUGGCCGGACCUGGAACCACGGCGAGCGUUGGAGGAGCAGCUGGUGGAGCUGCACGGCCUGUAUCUAUGUACAUACAGUAAAAUAAAUGUUCUACACUGGUGGCCACGCCGAGCACCUUCCUGAGGACGGAGCUGCUGCUGCCGGACCUGGAGGCAGAACCGGACCUUCCUACCGACUCCCAGACUCUCCACAGCCCGACUCUGAUCCACGGUCAGCUUUCAUCCCACCUGGCUGGAAACGACACUAAGCAGACAGAGACUUUGACUUUAAUGAUGGACUUUAAUCAUCUGGGUCGGUUUGUGUCGAUUUGGACAGAAAAACGUCACCGCAGCGUCUCAGAUUCUGUUCAGAACCACUCAAAACGUCUCCAGGUUCUCUAAACAUUCUGCAAAAUGACCAAAAGAGUCCAAAGUGACUCAAUAAUGGCUCAAAAUGACAAAAACUUGUCCUAAAUGACUCAAUAAUUGUUCAAAAUGACAAAACAUGCCAACAAAGCAACUGAAAAAAUGUCCAAAACUAGUCAAACAUUUGUCCUAAUUGACCAAUAUUUGUCCAAAAUUACUUAAGAUUUGACCAAAAAUGUCUCAGAACCUGUUAAAAAUGACUCAUAAUGGUUCCAAAUUAUUUAAGAAAUUCUCUAAAAUGACCAAAAAACAUUCCAAAGUGACUCAAUAACACUGGCCAACAACAUUUUUGUAGACUUACAACUGAGACUUGUUUCUGACUAAUUUGAAGGUGCUGAAUCCAAAAAUCACAAUGGUUUUUGCCGAGGACGUCAGGUUUUUGCUCUAUGGCAUAACUGCAUAUUUAUCAAGUACGUAUUAAAAUAUGAUCACUUGGUCACAAUGUUCCACACCCAGUGCAUGCAACAAUCCUGGUACAUCGUGACAAUAAACACAAUCACUCUCAGCUCUGAAAUAUUGCACAAAAUCUCUUUCCCUGCUGCGAUCACAUGUUACUUUGGUACCAUCUUGGAGCAAAUUCUUUUCAUUCAAUCUUGAAGCUAAUAGUUCUGAUGUUUCUUUUGAAAGACCUAAAUCUCGUGUUAAAUCAUUCAGCUCAGCCUGAUUAAAACACUUUUGUGCUUGGACCGCAUUCUUCAAAAUCGACAUCACUACCAUGUUCGCUAUCAGCCGACAUAACAUCUUGAGCUUCAUCAAGGGAAGGAAACUCUGUAAAAUGUGGCACAGGUACAUCAUCAGAAUGGGGCACAGGGCGAAUUGCUGAAUUCAGAUUUGGGUAACUUAUUUUAUGCUUAUUUUACUUGUUAUAGCCAGAAGUGUUGAUGAGGCAAAAGUAGCUAUCGUCUAUAUGAUUCUUCGGCUCUCGCCACACCAUAGGAAUGCCAAAUGCUAGUUUCUCCCUCUUUCCCUUGGUCCAUUGUCUCAAAUUUUCAAUGCAAGGCUUGCACACUUUAUGUGGUGCCCAAGACUUGUCCUGGUCUCCAAGUUUGACCUUAAAGUAAGCCAAGUAGGCUCGCUUCACAAAGUCACCAAUAUUCGCCCUUUGAGAUGGUACAGUAAAAUUUCCACAGAUGUAACAAAAUGCAUCUGGAGUAUUCACACACUUUCUACGAGCAGUAGCCAUGCUUGACUUUCAAUCUGAAACACAACAGGAAAUUUAAUUAAUUCGGGUUUAAGUUGGCAGCCACCGAUACUCCAAGUCCAAAUGCCACAGAAAAAAACCGUGACGUGAUAGGUAAAAACUGAUGUCAUUUCUGAAAUCAGGACCCCAAAAUUAGGUAAAAACAGGUGUUAGUUUUCAGUCAGCAGAAAAAAAGUUAAAAAUUUGUUGGGCAGUGUAAUUGUUCAAAAUGAGAAAACAUGUCAACAAAACAACUGAAAAAGUGUCCAAAACUUGUUUUAUUCUUUUGGAACUCGUUGAUCUUUUUAUAAACUGACUGGAGAUCAGAUCUGGAACCUUGGAGAUUAUUUCAGAUCAUCUAGAACCUCUGGUUCCUCUGAAAACCAGGAUUGUUUUAAUAAUUCAGAUCUGUUCUCACUAAGUGGAACUGUUUGAGUCGUUUCCAGCAGAAUCCUGAUGUUCUAGUGGAACCUCCAGAUGUUCCGGUGGUUUCUGCAGACAGACGUCCCCUCAGAGCCGUUUGCCUUAAAUCUAAACAUGUAGCUGAACACAAACUCCCACAAUCCUUUGCUGCAGCCUCACAGGAGGCUUCAAACUACUGACGCUGUUCUGACCAAUCAGAUCCCUGCUUGCCGAGGCCUUCACCGUCCACAGUAUCUGGAGUACUCUGGAACAUACUGUAGUACUCUGAGUUGCUCUGCAGUACUCUGUAGUACUCUGAAUUACUCUGCAGUACCAUGUAGUACUUUCCUGUAGUUCUGCGUCUCUUCUUCUCCACGGUUCAGUUUUUGGUUCUGUGACUCAGAUGAAGGAAGCUUGACGAUGUUCAGCAGAAAAAGAUUCAAAAAUUUAGAAAACAUUUUAGUUCAGAGUCACUCUGUAAUACUCUGUAGUACUCUGUGGUACUCUGUAAUACUGUGGAGUACUCUGUAGUAGUUUCAAACAUUCAGAAAACAUUCUAGUUUAGUUCUGGAACUUCGUUGGGUCGAUUUUCUACUGAGUCACAGAAUUCAUCCUCAGAUAGAAGCUUUGAGACAUGGCAAACACAAAUCACAGUAAACGAAUAAAUUACUACUGAAUGUGUCCAAAAUGACUCUAAAAGUCUCCAAAUUCAUUUGUAAGGACUCUCAAAUGACCUGAUGAGCUUAAAUUGACUCAGAUUUGGUCCAGAAUGAGUAAAAUGUGGACAGAAAGGAUUCACGCUUCCCUAAGAUUUGUCCAAACUGACCGAGAAGCUGCUUCAGGUAUCAGCAGCUGAAACCGCUCUAAGAACCCACAGAUUUAAACCUUUUCACUGGAAAAUCCACGCAUUCUUCACUGAAGGAACAAAGUGAGUAAAUGAAGGACUGAACUCAGACUUUUCCUACGUGAAGCUGCAGAUGAAGCUGGUCGUCAGGUUUUCAGAGCCCAGAGUUCGUUUGUGAUCCGAAACAUCCGGUUUUUAUUUAAUUUUCUUUGUAAGAUGCACUGGAAUGCAUUGCUCUCAUCUUAUAUUUGUCUUUUGUAUCCUUUAGAUAAACUCUAUUUAAAUCAGAUAUCCAAUCUGUGAAUUGUAAUAAAGACAGAAAUUUAAAUGA
Acanthochromis polyacanthus (spiny chromis) is the source of this 5146-nucleotide messenger RNA. RefSeq names its product alpha-1,3-mannosyl-glycoprotein 4-beta-N-acetylglucosaminyltransferase B (gene mgat4b). Gene Ontology annotation, molecular function: acetylglucosaminyltransferase activity. Gene Ontology annotation, cellular component: Golgi stack; endoplasmic reticulum; endoplasmic reticulum-Golgi intermediate compartment. Gene Ontology annotation, biological process: protein N-linked glycosylation. The record is from RefSeq and is a predicted model, not a curated record. Lineage: Eukaryota; Metazoa; Chordata; Actinopteri; Pomacentridae. The coding region runs from base 243 to 1886 and encodes 547 amino acids. The transcript is spliced from 15 exons.